Molecule: messenger RNA, 2658 nt
Organism: Miscanthus lutarioriparius
Lineage: Eukaryota; Viridiplantae; Streptophyta; Magnoliopsida; Poales; Poaceae
Source: the annotation of a GenBank genome assembly
AUGGGCACGCUUGACAUCACCUUCAUCCAUAUAGCCAUAACCCUGCUCGUUUUUACCCACACCAAGAGCUCCACAGAGGCAUCUACCCACAGAAAUGAUACACUCAAGAGGUGCACAGCCCAUGAGCGGUCAGCUCUCCUCGCCUUCAGAGAUGGCCUUUCAGACCCUGCAAACCGCCUGUCAUCAUGGGGAGGCGAUAACUGUUGCGAAUGGAAGGGCGUCCAGUGCAGCAACACAACCGGUCAUGUUGUUAAGCUCGAUCUACAAGGCCCGGGCUGCGACGACAGUGUUUUGGGUAAGCAGGUGCUUGGAGGUAACAUAAGCUCCUCACUUGUUGGUUUGCAACACUUGCAGUAUCUGGACCUUAGCUGCAACCGGUUCAGCAUGGUGAAAAUACCCGAGUUCUUGGGCUCUUUACAUGAAUUGAGAUAUCUCGACCUAUCCAUGUCUAGCUUAGUUGGAAGGAUACCACCACACCUGGGUAAUCUCUCCAACUUGAGUUACUUGAAUCUUGAUUCCAGUUUUGGUGACACGCACUCCACGGAUAUCACCUGGCUGUCACGGUUAUCUUCCCUUGAGCACCUCGACAUGAGCUCGGUGAACCUCAGUACCAUCACGAACUGGGUUUCCGUGGUGAACAAGCUUCCAUCUCUUGUAAGUCUUGAUCUUUCUUUCUGUGACCUUAGCACCUGCCCGGAUUCUCUUUUGGACUCAAAUCUGACGUCUCUUGAAUCUCUCAGCAUUUCGGAUAACAGUUUCCACAAGCAUAUCGCACCCAACUGGUUUUGGUAUUUAACUAGCCUCAAGCAACUUGAUGUCUCAUUCAGUCAGUUGCAUGGUCCAUUUCCGUAUGAGUUAGGGAAUAUGACCUCCAUGCUGAGACUUGAUUUAUCAGCAAAUGACCUUGUGGGCAUGAUACCUUCAAACUUGAAAAAUCUUUGUAGUCUGGAGGAGUUAUUUUUGUUUUGGAACAACAUCAAUGGGAGUAUAGCAGAAUUCUUCAAACGAUUACCUAGUUGUUCAUGGAAUAAAUUGAAGACUUUGUUUCUACCCAUCAACAAUCUGACAGGAAACCUACCAGACAAAUUAGAACCCCUCAGAAAUUUGACACGACUUGAUCUCAGUGAUAACAAGCUCACUGGUCCUGUGCCACUGUGGGUAGGACAGCUCACAUAUCUAACUGACUUGGACCUAAGCUCCAACAACCUAGACGGUGACUUGCAUGAAUGGCAUUUGUCAGGCCUAGUAAACUUGGAGCGCUUGUCUCUGUCUGACAACUCCAUAGCCAUCAGAGUGAACUCGACUUGGGUUCCUCCCUUUAAUCUUACAGAGCUUGAACUUUCGUCAUGCGUCCUGGGGCCUAAAUUUCCAACUUGGCUCAGAUGGCAAACAAAUAUGUAUAAUCUCGAUAUCUCAAACACAAGCAUAUCUGACAUGGUUCCAGAUUGGUUCUGGACAAUGGCUUCCUCUGUUCAACGUCUGAACAUCAGAAGUAAUCAGAUUAGUGGCUCCCUAUCACCUAAAUUGGAACUUAUGAGAGCAUCUGCAAUGGAUCUAAGUUCUAACCAGUUCAGUGGUCCAAUACCUAAGCUUCCUAUUAAUCUAACGAUCUUGGACCUUAGUAGAAACAAUUUAUAUGGUCCACUGCCACGUAAUAAGCUCACUGGAUCGCUUCCGGAUUGCCUAGCCUAUGAAUACACAAUAAACAUGACAAGUUUGAGUAUUCGUAUUCUAAACUUAGGAAAUAACCACCUCUCCGGUGAAUUUCCAUUAUUUCUCCGAAACUGCCAGAAACUCAUAUUCCUUGAUCUGUUACAUAAUCAAUUCUUUGGGGCUUUACCGUCAUGGAUUGGGGAUAAGCUACCAUCUUUGGCAUUCUUGCGGCAUUAUACCAAAAUUUAUUGUCAACUGGAGGGGAUGACACAAACAGAAACAGGUGAAGAUCCACUGGCUACUGCUAUGGCAUUUGGUACAAAUGGAACGAUGGAAUAUAAUGAGCAGCUAUAUACAGUAGUCACAAAAGGUCAAGAGCAGCUAUAUACAGGAGAAAUAAUUGAUAUGGUGAAUCUGGAUUUAUCUUGUAACAAUCUUACUGGAGAGAUACCUGAAGAGAUCUGCACUCUCGUUGCACUGAAUAACUUCAACUUGUCAUGGAAUGCCUUAAGUGGAGAAAUUCCUAGAAAAAUCGGUGACUUGGCACAAGUAGAAUCCCUCGACCUAUCACACAAUGAGCUAUCCGGUGAAAUCCCCACAAGCUUAUCAGCUCUCACGUAUUUGAGCCACUUGAACCUGUCAUAUAACAAUCUAUCAGGGAAGAUACCAUCUGGAAAUCAGCUGCAAGUGCUCGAUGAUCAGGCAUCAAUCUAUGUCGGCAACCCAGGUCUCUGCGGUCCUCCUCUCACAAAGAAAUGUCCUGAAACUAACUUGAUCCCUGCUGCCCCAGAAGAUCAAAAGGAUGGAAGCGAUAAUGUUUUCCUUCUCCUCGGCAUGAGCUCCGGAUUUGUGAUAGGGCUCUGGACAGUCUUCUGCAUCCUCUUGUUCAAGGUGAAAUGGAGAAUUGUUUGCUUCACAUUCUAUGAUAAAUUGUAUGACUGGUUUUACGUGCAAGCAGCUGUUGGCUUGGCUUCUUUGACAAGAAAAACGGAUACCAGGAGCUGA